CAAUCUUAAUUUGAAAUGCUGGAGUGUAUUUCAAGUACUGGAGACCACCUAUUUCUAUUGUAUUUAUUGAAACUUAUUCUCUUUGCACUGCUGAAAAUUGAUUGCCCCAUAAUGAUUCAGCUGAAUUCUGGAAAAGUUGUUGCUGUUGGUCCUGGUCAUCAUGGUAGGGAAGGAAAGCUGAUUCCGGUCAGUGUGAAGGAAGGAGAUCAUGUUUUGUUGCCUGAGUAUGGAGGAACUGAAGUGAAGCUUGGUGAAAAGGAGUAAGUCUUCUAUCCUCUUCCUUUUGCACUUUACGUAAUUUGUAAUUAUCAUAUGCUGCUUUUUUUGCCUUAUAACUUCACGUUGAUGAUAAGUAAAUUAAUAAAUUGACUUGUUUCCAUUAAUAACGACUGAUUAACUAGUUUUAUGGAAAUUACCGUGAAGUUGUAUACUGAAUUGAUGAUAUUUGUAGUUAACUUGUUCACUGCUGUAAAUUUUAAUUGUUUUUUCUCUAAUUUCUGUCUUAACAUAUCACUGCCUUACAUGACCACGAAUCCUAUCCAGUUCAUUUCUGUUUUUCUGGGUAUAGUUAAUUAUCUUGAUUAAUGAUAAUGAUG
Molecule: messenger RNA, 596 nt
Organism: Olea europaea var. sylvestris
Lineage: Eukaryota; Viridiplantae; Streptophyta; Magnoliopsida; Lamiales; Oleaceae
Product: 10 kDa chaperonin-like
Exons: 1
Coding region: 16-264 (82 amino acids)
Cellular component (GO): mitochondrial matrix
Molecular function (GO): metal ion binding; protein-folding chaperone binding; ATP binding
Source: RefSeq, a predicted model, not a curated record